Arabidopsis lyrata subsp. lyrata is the source of this 1261-nucleotide messenger RNA. Its product is annotated as tetraspanin-2. NCBI's taxonomy places the organism in Eukaryota, Viridiplantae, Streptophyta, Magnoliopsida, Brassicales, Brassicaceae. Gene Ontology annotation, cellular component: plasmodesma; plasma membrane. The coding region runs from base 133 to 945 and encodes 270 amino acids. The transcript is spliced from 4 exons. The record is from RefSeq and is a predicted model, not a curated record. Gene Ontology annotation, biological process: auxin-activated signaling pathway.
UUUCACACAUCCCAUCAUCUCUAACCACCGACCUCAUUAAGAGAAAAACAGAGACACUCCUCUCACUCUCAUAAUUUCAUUUUCUUUCCAAAAAAAGCUCGAAUCUUCAAGAACAAAGAGAGACAGAAUUUAAUGGCGUUAGCGAAUAACUUAACGGCGAUACUCAACUUACUAGCGUUACUCUGUUCCAUACCCAUAACGGCGUCAGGUAUAUGGCUAGCUUCAAAACCCGACAACGAGUGUGUCAAUCUCCUCCGUUGGCCCGUCGUCGUCCUCGGCGUCCUCAUCCUCGUCGUCUCCGCCACAGGCUUCAUCGGCGCCUACAAGUACAAGGAAACUCUACUAGCGGUUUACUUGUGUUGUAUGGCGAUAUUGAUCGGACUUUUGUUGGUGGUUUUGAUAUUUGCUUUCGUCGUGACCCGACCCGAUGGAUCGUAUCGGGUUCCGGGUAGAGGUUACAAAGAGUAUAGGCUUGAAGGGUUCUCGAAUUGGCUAAAGGAGAACGUUGUGGAUUCCAAGAAUUGGGGGAGAUUAAGGGCUUGUUUGGCUGAUACAAACGUUUGUCCUAAACUCAACCAAGAGUUCAUCACCGCCGAUCAGUUCUUCUCCUCCUCUAAGAUCACUCCUCUCCAGUCCGGCUGCUGCAAACCACCGUCGGCAUGUGGCUACAACUUUGUGAACCCGACACUGUGGCUAAACCCGACGAAUAUGGCUGCAGACGCAGACUGUUACAUAUGGAGCAAUGACCAAAGCCAGCUUUGUUACAAUUGCAACUCAUGCAAAGCUGGUCUAUUGGGAAACCUUAGAAAAGAAUGGCGUAAAGCAAAUCUCAUACUGAUCAUCACAGUCGUUGUUCUCAUAUGGGUUUAUGUUAUUGCUUGUAGCGCGUUUAGGAAUGCUCAGACUGAGGAUCUCUUCCGCAAAUACAAACAAGGUGGUGUUUAGAAGUUUGGGCUAGAGGUUACUGGCUGCGGAAUCUAUCGUUCAUCACGGAUUGGAAUGUUGAUGGUGCGUUGAUAAGCCAAAAUGGCAUAUGACCAUGAACUCAUAGUGCCCUUCGUGAGUUCUCGAAAGGCAGUUUUCUUCACGUCUGUGGCUCUUACACUGCCUCUAGGCUGUAGAUCUCCUGAAUUGCAAGGCAAAUGAAUGAUUUCUGUUGGUGAUUAACAUAUAUGCAAGUAUGCGAUCGAGGAUAUACAUCACAUGCAUUGUUUUUUAUGUAAGGUUGAGUUAUGAUGCUAGAACAUUUUCUUUUUUUUGA